Messenger RNA from Brachypodium distachyon (stiff brome), 968 nucleotides. RefSeq lists its product as uncharacterized. The transcript has 4 exons. The coding region runs from base 290 to 742 and encodes 150 amino acids. NCBI's taxonomy places the organism in Eukaryota, Viridiplantae, Streptophyta, Magnoliopsida, Poales, Poaceae. The record is from RefSeq and is a predicted model, not a curated record.
CCAACAAGCGGUCCAAACAAACCCCACAUCGAUCAGUCAGUCAGCAAUUGAAGCCGACAGCAGUAGAGUGAGCUAGGGGAGUAGCCAAAUUUAAUUAAUCCACCUUCCGUCCUCCUACAUAUCUUCUCGCUAGCUAGCUACCUCCAUCAUAUCUUUCUCUAUACCAGUCAGAAAACUCAGAAGCCAGAAUCCAGUACUAGUGUCUCCACAAGACCGGCCGCAAGGAUCAGCCGAUCGACCAGUCAUUAGUAUUACUAGCUUCUGCUGCUGCUACUACUACUGAUCCACUAUGGAAGGGAAGAAGAAGCCUGCUGCUGCCGGCGCCGGGUCGAAGACGAACGGGAGCUCCAUCGUGGACGACCUCUUCGGGCCCAAGCCUGAUGCCUCCAACUCCUCUUCCUCCUCCGCCAGCUACUUCAGCACCGUUUUCCCAACUCCAUCCGAGGCGGCGGGGAAAGAUGCGUCACGUCGGGCUCAAUAUGCAUCCGGGAACAAAUCAUCGUCGUCGUGGACUGGGCAGCAGCAGCAGCAGUACGGUUCAGGGUCACCUGAGUCUCCUUACUUCGGCUCCUCCUCCGUCCACUACGGCGGCCGGGACUUGUACACCCCCGGCAACGUUAACGGCGAUCAGAGCAAGACUCAUCACGGAGGACCCAUUCGUAAGCAUAAUAAGGUCGACGACGGCGACACCUCUGGAGCAGCCACCCGGGGUGACUGGUGGCAAGGUUCCCUCUACUACUAGCAAGUGCAUGCACAAGCAGCAGCCUAGCCAGUCCUGGGCGUUAGCCUUCCUUGGAACAUAAUCUGUAACAUGCAUUAUGCAUGCCAGCUUCAUCAAUUAGUCGAUCGAUCAAUUAUUAUGUAAGAACUUAUGUUAGUCUCUUUGAUGCAUCUGUGUGUAUUAUAUAAUAUAUAUACUAGUAAGGUGUGUCCGUGCGUUGCAAUGGAAUAAAUGGAUCGUAUCGAGA